Catharus ustulatus (Swainson's thrush) is the source of this 8281-nucleotide messenger RNA. RefSeq names its product splicing regulatory glutamic acid and lysine rich protein 1 (gene SREK1). NCBI's taxonomy places the organism in Eukaryota, Metazoa, Chordata, Aves, Passeriformes, Turdidae. The record is from RefSeq and is a predicted model, not a curated record. Gene Ontology annotation, molecular function: RNA binding. Gene Ontology annotation, cellular component: nucleoplasm. Bases 278 to 2296 code for a protein of 672 amino acids. The transcript has 12 exons.
GCCCCGCGCCGGUCCCGCCCCACAGCCGGCGGCCCAGCCGGCUCCAUAUGAGGUGGCUGCUGCGGAAGUGGCUCCUGGGGAAACCAGCGAUCUUCACGCCGCAGGCGGGCCGGAGGCCCUGCCGGCAGGGGCCGCCCAUCCGUCCGACAACUCUUCUGGGAGCAGUCGAGUGCUACAGCGCCCACCCACAGGGCCGCUCCGGCCGGUGGCGCGCAUCCCUCUCGGUGGGCGGGCCCGCGCCCCCGGGUGCGCGCGGUAAGGCUGGGCAGGCGCCGCCAUGAUGAACAGCGGCGGGAUCGGGGUGCCGCUGGGCUUCCCCCUGGGCCCCACGUCCGUCAUCCAGGUCACCAACCUCUCCUCGGCCGUGACCAGUGAGCAGAUGCGGACGCUCUUCGGCUUCCUGGGAGAUAUCGAGGAACUGCGUCUCUAUCCCCCGGACAACGCACCUCUUGCUUUUUCCUCCAAAGUAUGUUAUAUUAAGUUUCGUGAAGCAUCGAGUGUUGGUGUGGCCCAGCAUCUAACUAACACGGUUUUUAUUGACAGAGCUUUGAUAGUUGUGCCCUGCGCAGAAGGUAAAAUCCCAGAUGAAGCCAAAGCCCUCUCUCUGUUGGCGCCUGCUCCUACUAUGACAAGUCUGAUGCCUGGUGCAGGGUUGCUUCCUAUACCUACACCAACCCCCUUGACUACACUUGGUGUUUCACUUGGUACUUUGGGGGCUAUACCAGCAGCAGCAUUGGAUCCUAACAUUACAGCACUGGGAGAAAUACCACAACCACCAAUUAUGGGAAAUGUAGAUCCAUCCAAAAUUGAUGAAAUCAGGAGAACAGUCUAUGUGGGAAACUUGAAUUCCCAGACUACAACAGCAGAUCAGCUACUUGAAUUCUUUAAGCAAGUUGGAGAAGUCAAAUUUGUGCGAAUGGCAGGUGAUGAGACACAACCAACACGAUUUGCUUUUGUGGAAUUUGCAGACCAAAAUUCUGUACCUCGAGCCCUUGCCUUUAAUGGAGUUAUGUUUGGAGACCGGCCGCUGAAGAUAAAUCACUCCAAUAAUGCAAUAGUGAAGCCUCCUGAAAUGACGCCACAAGCUGCUGCUAAGGAGCUAGAAGAAGUGAUGAAGAGAGUAAGGGAAGCUCAGUCUUUUAUAUCUGCUGCUAUUGAGCCAGAGUCUGGAAAGAGCAGUGAAAGAAAAGGCGGUCGAUCUCGUUCCCAUUCUCGUUCAGAAUCCAGGUCUAGCUCAAAAUCCCGAUCUAGGAGGAAAAGAUCACACUCGAAACACAGAAGCAGGUCUGGCAACAGAUCUCUCUCAAGACAUAAGGACAGACGCAGAUCCAGAAGUCCCCUGAAAAAACGAUCUAGGUCUACAGAAAGACGGAAAUCCAGAAGUCGCUCUCGUUCUCGGGACAAGAAAAGAGACAAAGAAAAGAUCAAGGAAAAAGAAAAGGCCAAAGAAAAAGAGAAAGACAGAGACCGAGACAAGGAGAAGGAUAGGGAUCGAGACAAAGACAGGGAAAGAGAGCGAGAUAAAGAGAGAAAUAGGGAGAAGGACAAGGAGAGAGAUAAAGAGCGAAGCAAAGAUAGAGAGAGAGCGCGAGACAAAGACAGGGACAAGGAUAAAGAUAGGGACAGGGAAAAGGAAAAAGAUAAGGAAAAAGACAAGGAAGAGGUAGAUCAGAGCAAAGAAAAAGAAGAUACUGAGAAAGAAGGAGAGAAGGACAGAGAGAAAAUUAAGGACAAGGAGGGAGAUAAGGACAAAGGAGGGGACAAAGAAAAGGACAGAGACAAAGAAAAGGAAAAAGAUGGGGAUAAGGAGAAGGAGCGAGAAAAAGAGAGAGAUGAUAAAAAGAAGAAAGAUAAGAGAUCCAGAACUCCCCCAAGAAGCUAUAGCUCUUCAAGAAGAUCUCGUAGCUCCAGCAGAGAAAGGCGUAAAAGGAAGAGCAGAAGUCCCUCCAAAUCUCCUAAAACAUCCAAAACAGCAAAAAGAAAGUCUUCACGAACUCCUUCUCCAAGAAGAAACAAGAAAGAAAAAAAAAGAGAAAGAGAUACAAAUAAUGAAAGAAGAGAAAGAGAACGCUCCACUUCCAAGAAAAAAAGUAGUAAAGAAAAAGAAGGAAAGGAGAAAUCUGACAAAAGCACCACUGCUUUAAAGGACAAAGAUAAUAAAGAAGAUCAGAAUUCAGAAACUGACAAGGAAGUAGACAAUAGAGAUACACAAAGGACAGAUGAAGUCAAGCUACAGCAGAAUGGGAACUGUCAACCAAAUGAAGAAAACCUCUCAAUUAAAAUGGAAGAGGUUUAAAACAAAGAAUGGACUUCUAAUUCAACUAAGGAAUGAAAUCCAAAGCGUUUUAUUUCCCAAAAUGAGGAAGAAAGUGUCAAAGCAAUCAACCUGAACGUGUUGAUAGUACUAGUAGCUCCUCCAAUUCUUGUGAUAGCUUUGUUGUCUUCUUGCUGUAAAGCAAGAGAAACACAGACCAGUAGUUAAUACCAUGAAAAGGCAGAUGCCAUCAGAACUAUUCAUCUCUGAAAAUCCAUGCAUUUCCACGAUGGCUGUGCUUGUAAAAUUAUUUGUGUUAAGUUUUGCUAUAAGCUGUUACAAAUAAGUAGAAAUGAAAGAUGUAAACCUGUACUUCCCAAAAAAAAAGCUGAAGAUAUGCAUUGAAGGUUGUUUAUUAUACUGCUUGUUGAUGACUUUUGUAUUGUUUUGCCCUGUAGGUUAAAAGAUCCACAGAAACUUUAAUGUGUGCUGUUUGAUGUGCUUGAAAAUGGUGCAUAAAUAUACACACUUUCUUUCCUUGUAGAUGACAACUGUAGGGAAAGGGGAUUUAAACUUAAAUACAGUUUUACUGUUCUUAUGUUAAAUACUGACAGAUUAGUAUGUUUUUCAUUUGCUCACUGCUUGAGAUUCUUAGGGUUUAUUAUUUAAAAUAAUUUCUUACUAAUAUCCCUCAAAUUAAUAUUUCUUUUCAAGUAUUUGAAUAAUGCAUGCGCUUUUUCUGUUCCUAGAAGGAACAUUGCCAUGUUAUAGAUGUUAGGUUAGCUUACAGGGUUAUUUUGGAGUUGUUUUGUUUAGUUGUUUUCUUUGUCCUUAGAGAAGUGAGCACAUCUAUAUGAGAUACCAGAACUUACAGCUUUGUUUUGCAAUGUACUGCAGUGUGUCUGUUCAGCUGAAAAUAGUACAGGUGCCAUUAAGAAAACAAUUUUUUCCGUUUUUGUUAAAAAAAUAUGGGAGCACAAGCAGAAGCUUUAGUGCCUUCUUAAAAUGCGGUAUUUUCUAGAAAUGUAUGUGUGCUGUUACACAUUUUCAGUUAAAUCUUGUAUGAUCUCUCUUGCUACUUUGCCGCCACCAUACUGUAGACAAAAAUGCAAGUGAUUUGCCAGAAUGGUUGUUUGAUUCACUUGUUAAAAUAGUGAAGCUCCAUUUUGCUUUUAUUUUUUAUUCUUAGAAGAGAUUUAUAAAUAAGAGAAAAGAUGUAAUUUGGGGACCACCACUGUACAAAGUAGUAGCUGAAUACAGAGUGUGCUCUAAUCACCUGCAUCAAAGAAAGCCCUUAAGACAUUUAAUAUACAUUUGGAUGGCCUUAAUUGUUACCUCUCUUCUUUUCUCUGAUACCUGUUGGGCAAUGUAAUAAGAAUGGCAUGCAAAGAAAUGGGGGAUAAAUAAUUUGAGGAAGAAAGUUCUAAUUUACAUAGGGCUUACACAGUAGAGAUUCUUUUUUCAUUUUUUGAGGAGAAAGCAUUCAAGAAUAGAACAACGAGUAUUUUUGUCAUGGCAAAACGUGGCUUCUGUUUUCUGAAGUAAUUUAAUUGGUUACAUGAGAUUUCUGAUAAGUUACACUUUUAGGAUAUAAUUAUACUUAAAAUCGCAUAGAUUAUUUUUACUACAACUUAAUGCAAUCAAAUUACUUUAUUGCCUUACCUCAUGGGAAGUGUUAUUUCUUUCAGUUAAAAUAAAAAACUAAGUGUAUUGGCUAUUUGCUUUCUACUUGUUUUACUUUUCCUCUGCGUAGUUAAUUUUUUCAGUGGACGGGAAGCAUAUUACAGAGAAUGAAAACUUUGCCCAACUCCUAAGGUGAUGAAAUUCAAUUUGAUUGUGAAGCUGCUUAAUCACUCCUCAUUUUCUAUAAGAUUUAAUCUUCUUGCCACUGUGUACAUUUAAGACAACAGAAAAUGCUUUACCAUGUAAAGUAUAGAACAGCCAUUUUUGCGAUGUUUAAGCCACAUGCUGUUGGCUGGUAAACGGCUAAUUCUGAUAAAAGAAUAAAAAAUCUGUAUGCUUACAAGAAGACUGUGAAAGAUUGUGUCUUGCAACAACAGCUGUCUUAUUUAUGAUGUGUAAGUAGCAUAGAGCAAAGAGAUUGUUUGUAUACUUGUUAUCUUUGGUACCAUUUCACUAAUAAAAUAAGUAUUUUAGAGGGAUGUUUCUGCUGGUACAUGCUUAUUAAAGGAAUAUUUUUAGACCAUCUGAUCUUAUUCAUAGAGCUGCUUUCAUUUGAAAUGUGGAUAUUAGUGAAAACAUACAUGUAUUAUUUAUGUUUUCUUUGAAAAACUGAAUUUCUCUGUUGAGAAGAGCUGAAGUUCUUUCAGUGUAUCGUGUUUUAGCUGGUAUUAGAUUGGUUUCUUGAGUUUUGUUAUCCUGAAAUAGCAUAGCUCUAUGAUAUAUCAGUUAUAAAACAUGUAAAGGAUUGUGUACAUUUAAAGAAACAUGCUUUUGGAAGUUAUUAGUUGUUGAUGGCAGCUUUAACUUGCUAGCUAGCUUAUCACAUGUGUGAGGCUAUAUGCGGCACGUUGUUAUAUUGUAUGUUAAUUAUGGUUCCCUUACAUAAAGUGUCUUGGGGUUUUGGGGGGUUUUGUUUGGUUGGUUUUGUUGGUUGGUUUUUGUUAAGGAAACAAAUCAACCAAAGCAACCAGCCGCUAAAUACACGCAUUUCCUCCCCUCCUCAAGUCAUUUUCUUGCAAAUACUGUGUCUCUGGUUUUGUUUUAUAAAGACUGUGCAGAUCUGUGAGGUAGUUAGGAUCUAUUUCUUCUUACUGGGUGUUCCUAAAAAGCCACUUCUGGAGAACUAUUACUCUAUAAUAUGCUAAUCUCUGCAGAGGGUAGCUCACUUAUAAACUGGUACCAAAGCAUAGUAAUGGAGUUCCAGCCUGCUCCUACAUGACUGACUGCGUCAUCCACUGACUCUGUCCAUCUUCCAUGGGAAGUCCAUUGCCUUCAUCAUUAGCAAGCUUGUGUGCUGAGCUGCUGUGUCAGAUCAGGUUUUGCACUUUGUGAGUGGGGUUAACUUGGGUAGAUGUUUUGAGAACAGUGUAGUUCGUGAUAACUGUGUUGUUUUACAUGUAGUUUCAUCUGAAUCAGCACUUACUUGAAAAUGUGAAUUGCUCAGAAGAGUGAUUAUGCGUUGUCACUUGUUAAGAUCACAUAAAGCAUAUAAACAUGAGCUUCCAUUAGUGCCCAUAGCCAUUUCCCAGGAGAGUUCUGGACAGCAGACAGGAUUUUUCUUUGCAUUCUGAAAGAAGGUAGCAGAACGGCUUGGUGGAUCAAACAUGAUGUCAAGCUCAAAAUAGAGGUGACUGUGACUUACAUGAUUUCAUCAAAGUCAAUGGAUUUACACAGGUGUGAGGCAUGGGAUUUUGUUUGCAAAUACCAAUAGUAGUAGGGUAUGUAAAGAAUUCUUAGUUUUCAUGUGUUGGAGUUUGAAUUAGGGACUAUAAAAGCACUUGAUUAGAAACUAGAAAUAUCUGAAGAAUACUUGGGAAAUGGGUCAGAUAUUUUUGCCUAUUCAGUAAUCACCUGCUAUUUUUUGAUGGCAGUUUCAGAUAGAUACAUCUGAACUAGGCUUAUAUUAGUGGACUGAUAGCAAUCUAUGCACAGCUUGGAUUCUAGCAUGGGCUGUGUACCCUCCAGUUCCAUUUAUGGUGCUGGUAUCCCAAAGGCUUAUCGCUUUCUGACAAGUGACAGCAAAGUAGCAUUCCUUUCAUCCAUGUAUCACUCACACAGUAAUAAUACUGUGCAAUAUUAGAGAAUCAUAAAAUAUUUUAGGUUUGGAAGGGCCCUUAAAGAUCAUCCAGUUCCACCCGCCCCUGCCAUGGGCAGAGACACCUCACACUAGACCCGGUCCUAAUCCAACCUGGCUGGGAUUGUGGCAUCCACAUAUUUAACUAAGUUAACAGUUAGAUUUGAAUGUAGCAUGCUUUACAUUGCUUGCUAGGGUUCUCAGGCCCAGUGAAUCUAAGGCAAUAUCUGAAAUUAAGUUGAAACUCUUCGGAUCUGUUACAUAGUAACUUGUCUCUUUUGCCCUUAGCUGGUAUUGUUAUCUUGUAAGAGUUACUAGAUUAGGGAAACACCUGUUCUGUUUUGUUUGUGGUUUUGUUUGGUUUUUUGUUUGUUUUGUCUAAGAAACAGAUAAGUAAAGCCUACCCUGUAUGUUAUAAAUUAUUGUAUACAUAUUGAUUAUUGUAUACAUAUUGUGUUGCCAGUCCUUAUUUAGUUAUUUUUCAUAGAUGAGUAUGACCCUUGCAAACAGUAAUGCUGUAGUGGUAUAUGUAUUGUCUACUUCAAGGUCUGAAGCAUCUCUGCCUCACUUUUGUAGUGAAACGAGAUCAGAGCCCAUAAAUUGUUAGAGAGAAAAAAAAAAGCAGAAUAAUCUUGACUUUUGUAAUUGUUACUGUGAUAAUAGCAUUAUAGUGAUAAAGCAGUCUUAAAGAUGUGAGCUCUGAGUCAUUAUCUAGGGCAUAUGCCACUUGGUACUUUCCAUUUUAUAGCAAUCAGACAUCACUUUUGAUGUUACCAUAAUUUUGCAAGGGAAAAUUUGACUUAAUGGCAUACAUGCUGAAAAAUCUGUAAAUGGCUAAAAUCAUGUCAAUCAAUAGACAGUUCAGAGAGAUGUAGUUUUCUCACCAGUAUCUGGAGUGUGGAGAAUUGAAUAUAUGUAGAUAUCAUUAAGUGUUAGUGCCUAAAGAGAAUUUGAAAUUUAAUUUGUUUGCUAAUACAUAAACAGAAGUUUUCAGCUUGUAGUUUAGCUUUAUUUUUAUAUGCUGAAUAGUAUAAUUAAAAUGAUAUUGAAAACUAAAAGCACUGUAUGAAAGGAUUUUUUUUAAUGUAAGAGAACCACAUUUUCAUCUGUUUAAUUUUAGAGUUUAAAAAUGUCAUGGCAUGCUAGUGUUUAUUUUUCAUUCAGGACUUCCUCAUUUGUAGGCAAGCUGUAUUGCAAGAUGUGAGCACGUUAGCACAAGGGUUUCUUUUGUAUUCUCAUCAAUGUAAUACAGCUUAAUAAACUUCUCAAUAUGUGGAUGCAGCUACUUUCCCUCUAGUUUGAGGAGAUGCAGCUGUUAACACUUCAAUUCUGUGUUGUUUAAGUACAUACUUUAGUUGAGACACUAUCUACCAACUUCAGCUUUUUUGUUUUCUGUGCAUGUGAACUCUUACUAGCCAAAAGGGCAAUUUUUUUUUUAUUGUCAUGGCGAGUCAGUUUUAAAGAUUGUUGAGCUUAAUAGAGGAGAACAUAGACAGCAAAAAGUAGGUUUUUAGCUCUUUGUAUAUUUGGGAAAAUUUCAGCUUACACUUUUUAAUUUUUUUUUAAUUUGUUGCAUUUUUUACAUUCAUCUAUUUUCAAAUUUGAUGUGAGAUCAGUAAGUUUUGGUGUACAAAGUGUAUUCAAAGAUUAUUAUUUUUCCAUUGAAAAGGCUAUAUUUGCCUUUUGCCCUGAAAGGCUUAUCAGCAAUGGUAAAAGAAAAAUUUCAUCUCCCUUUCAUGUAGUUCUUGAUAUCCUUAGUGAGGCUGCCAGUUGACUGGCUUUCUUAGAAGAAGUUGUUGCUCUGUCCUUUCCUUAGUGCAGAGAUUUUGAACUUUAGAAGAUUGUAAAUCAUGGGCCACUUAGAAAUUGCUACUUUGAAAAGCAGUCAUUUACAUAACAAUCAAAGGAAUGACUGAUUUGGCCCAGAAAGAUAAAGAGAGGAAUUUAAUAUUCACAGAUUAUGUAGCCUAUCAGUGGGUCCUUUCUGGUAUUUUCCCAACUGAUAGAGGAACUGUGUCUAAUUUGUUACAUACAUUUUGCACACAGUCUGGAUUCAGGUAUACCUGAGGAAUCUUAAGUACCACAGCAACAAAAAUACUAGUUUCCUUCUCUGUAGGUAUUCUAAGUUUAAUUAGCAGGUAACCAAAUUUAUGCUAUGUUGGUAGAGUAUAUUUUUGCAUUAAUGAAGCAACUAUGGAAAUACACGUGAAGAAAUGUUAAAUGCUAUUACAUUGUUGUUCUUUUCAAAAAUAAACCAUUUUUCAAAAUUC